AUGGUAUGCUCCGCGCAGUUUCCGUUUGGCGGCGGCGCUGUUUCCGGUGCUGUGAGAGAGCUGCAGUGCGCGCGGUCCACCCCGACGACAUGCUGUCCCGUUCCCGCAGUCUCACAUGGAGCCUCGGCCGCUCGAUCAGCGCCCUGCGGCAGGGUAACAGUGUUCUCGCAAGACGCGCUGCUUCAGGUAUAUCAGCGAGUCAGUGUGUCACCUUCAAGAACAGCCCGAGGUGUGAGAGGCGGUCGAGCGUCUAUCAAAUCAGAUACUUCAACACCUCAGCCGCACACAGGAAUGAAGUUAUUACAGUGAAAACCCCGGCGUUUGCGGAGUCUGUCACCGAGGGAGACGUCAGGUGGGAGAAAGCUGUUGGAGACACCGUCUCUGAAGACGAGGUCGUCUGUGAGAUUGAGACCGAUAAGACGUCGGUGCAGGUUCCCUCUCCAGCUGCAGGAGUCAUCGAGGAGCUGCUGGUUCCUGACGGAGGGAAAGUGGAAGGAGGAACUCCUCUGUUCAGACUCAAGAAAGGAGCUGGAGCUGCUAAGACGACAGCAGCAGCAGCACCUCCUCCUGCAGCAGAGACUCCUCCUCCUCCUCCUGCUCCUGCUGCUGCUCCUGCUGCUGCUCCUGUCGGAGGACCCAUCCCCACCAGCAUGCCCCCUGUGCCCCCUGUGCCGGCCCAGCCCAUCCAGUCCAAACCAGUUUCUGCCAUCAAACCCACUGCAGCUCCUGCUGCUGCUGCUGCUGCUGACGCCGGAGCCAAAGACGCCCGAUCAGAGCACAGGGUGAAGAUGAACCGCAUGAGACUGCGCAUCGCUCAGCGGCUGAAGGAAGCGCAGAACACCUGUGCCAUGCUGACAACCUUCAAUGAAGUUGAUAUGAGCAACAUCACAGAGAUGAGGAAACAGUAUAAAGAUGCUUUCCUGAAGAAACAUGGCAUCAAACUGGGCUUCAUGUCUGCGUUUGUGAAAGCAGCUGCCUACGCUUUGACAGACCAGCCUGCCGUUAACGCUGUCAUCGAUGACUCAACCAAAGAGAUCGUGUAUCGGGAUUAUGUGGAUAUCAGUGUGGCAGUCGCGACACCGAAGGGGCUGGUGGUUCCCGUGAUCCGAGGCGUGGAGGGAAUGAACUUCGCAGACAUCGAGAAAACGAUUAACGAGCUGGGAGAGAAGGCUCGUAAGAACGAGCUGGCUGUGGAGGACAUGGACGGCGGCACCUUCACCAUCAGCAACGGAGGAGUGUUCGGCUCCAUGUUCGGCACUCCCAUCAUCAACCCGCCGCAGUCGGCCAUCCUGGGCAUGCACGGCAUCUUUGACCGGCCCGUGGCCAUCGCUGGGAAGGUGGAGAUCCGGCCCAUGAUGUACGUGGCUCUGACGUACGACCACCGCUUGAUCGACGGCAGAGAGGCCGUGACCUUCCUCAGAAAGAUCAAAUCAGUGGUGGAGGACCCUCGCGAGCUGCUGCUGGACAUGUGACCGGCUCUCAUCUCCACCCACAAGCCCCAUCUGUACACUAGGGACGGCCGCGUCAGGAUUCGCAUUGAUUAGCUUCAUGUUGAGUUGUUUUAUCAUGUCUACGUCUGCUGGGUUUUCACGCUGUUAUGGAGGAAAGCGGUCCUGUCAUUGUAUGUACAAAUCAGCGCACAAAACAUGCCCUGAGCAGUUAUUUGUUUCUAAAUGGAGAAGACAUGAUAGUAAAAUACAGUAUAUGAUAUAUAUUUAAUCUCUUGGGUGUAAAGCGAUCGGCGCAGCCGAGCAGAAACACUAUGUUCCAGUGAGUCGCAGGUGCUUGUGUUUGUACACCAGACCUCGACGCUUCCCGCACAACUCCAGACCAUCAGAUCCUGUCUGCCUGUGGAAAAAAACAAAACUAUAUGAGAUUUUUAAACAAUAAAAGCAAUGCUGAAAUGCA
Molecule: messenger RNA, 1908 nt
Organism: Cyprinus carpio (common carp)
Lineage: Eukaryota; Metazoa; Chordata; Actinopteri; Cypriniformes; Cyprinidae
Product: dihydrolipoyllysine-residue succinyltransferase component of 2-oxoglutarate dehydrogenase complex, mitochondrial-like
Exons: 15
Coding region: 6-1472 (488 amino acids)
Biological process (GO): tricarboxylic acid cycle
Cellular component (GO): oxoglutarate dehydrogenase complex
Molecular function (GO): dihydrolipoyllysine-residue succinyltransferase activity
Source: RefSeq, a predicted model, not a curated record